This is a messenger RNA of Miscanthus lutarioriparius, 1152 nucleotides long. NCBI's taxonomy places the organism in Eukaryota, Viridiplantae, Streptophyta, Magnoliopsida, Poales, Poaceae. The record is from the annotation of a GenBank genome assembly.
AUGGGCGGAGACCGGAGAGCGGUGGCGCUCCAGCGACACUCGUGGCCAUGGAGCGUGAGCGAGCGGUGGCGGGCGCACGCCGGGAUGGUCCUCGUCAUGCUCGCCUACAGCGGCUACCACGUCCUCACCAAGUCCGUCCUCAACGUCGGCAUGAACCAGGUCGUCUUCUGCGUCUACCGCGACCUCCUCGCGCUCCUCGUCCUCGCCCCCGUCGCCUUCCUCCGCGAGAGAAGGGUGAGGCCUCCGGUGACCCCUCAGCUCCUCGCAUCCUUCGCUCUUCUUGGCUUCACUGGGCUGUAUGGGAACCCGCUCCUCUUCCUCGUCGGCCUCCAGUACACGAACGCUUCCUACGCCGCGGCUUUCCAGCCCUCCAUACCAGUACUCACAUUUCUCUUGGCUGCGAUUGCCGGUGUUGAAGCCAUCAACAUCUUCACCAAAGACGGCAUCCUCAAAGUCAUCGGCACGGUUGUAUGCGUCUCCGGCGCCAUUCUGAUGGCUCUGUACCGAGGUCCAUCCUUGAUUGGCCUUACUAGAAGCAAUAGCAUGCCCAACGCAUGGACGAGCACUCCUUAUCCUGCCCCCAACUGGUUGGCAUCAGCCUUGCUCGAGUAUGGUGUAGAAACAUGGCAUCUUGGUGUCCUCUGCCUUAUAGGAAACUGCCUCUUGGUGGCUGUUUAUCUAGUCAUACAGGCUCCAGUGAUGAUAAAAUAUCCUGCAAGCUUAUCCGUGACAGCUUGUUCCUAUUUUUUUGCUACAAUAUUUAUGGUGUUAACUGGAGUAUCUGCAACUAAUGGGCUACACGAGUGGGUGCUGACAAAAACUGAGAUCAUAGCUGUUCUGUAUGCUGGAAUUGUUGCGUCUUGUUUGAGCUACUCAAUCAUGACAUGGGCAAACAAAGUUCUUGGACCUUCUCUAGUUGCCCUCUACAAUCCACUCCAACCAGCUUUUUCCACCGCCCUCUCAACUAUUUUUCUUGGUGACCCAAUUUACAUCGGAAGCAUUAUUGGGGGAGUUUCCAUAAUUGUUGGUCUAUAUCUGGUUAUCUGGGCUCGCUACAAUGAAGAGCGACGAGCACCUAUGGAUGGUUAUUUGGACCCUCUUAUUGUGGGUAAUCCAAGAAUCCCCAAGACACAAGAAAGUUCCUUCAUAUAG